Molecule: messenger RNA, 1092 nt
Organism: Fusarium poae
Lineage: Eukaryota; Fungi; Ascomycota; Sordariomycetes; Hypocreales; Nectriaceae
Exons: 9
Coding region: 1-1092 (363 amino acids)
Molecular function (GO): methyltransferase activity
Source: RefSeq, a predicted model, not a curated record
AUGGCCGACAACACUGCCUCCUCCCCAAAGCAAUCGCCCCGGUCUCCCAUCUCGCAAAAAUCGGCAGCAAGUCGCGAGGCUGCGGAAGCUGCGGGUCUUCAUGAUGCUGAACAUUGGGCCAAUUUAGUUCAAGAACCUCAUGAUGACGAUACUGAUUCAUCACUCGGUAGUGACGCUGAGUCGUCGACGGCAUCCAUGAACUCUAGUAUUCUCAACUACCGAACUAUCAAGGGGAGGACUUAUCAUUCGGAAAGAGGCAACGCUGAAUAUUGGGCAUCCAAUGACGACCAGCAAAAUGAAGCCAUCGACAUCAUACACCACUAUCUCCUUCUCGCCCUUGAUGGAAAGCUUCAACUGGCUCCAAUAGGAGACAACACAAAGUCUGUCCUCGACGUCGGCACUGGUACAGGAAUCUGGGCAAUCGAUUUUGCGGAUGAGCACCCGGAUACCGAACAAGUCAUAGGAACUGACAUCUCCCCUAUUCAACCUAGUUGGGUACCCCCAAAUGUCAAGUUUGAGAUUGACGACUGUACUCAACCAUGGACCUUUUCACCCAACACCUUUGACUUUAUCCAUAUGCGAUAUCUGUAUGGUUCUAUUAGUGACUGGGGAGCUUUAUUUCAAGAAGCAUACCGCGCUUGCAAGCCAGGUGGCUGGGUCGAGAGCUUUGAGGCAUCACCUCGUUUAGAAAGCGACGAUGGUAGUGUUCAAGAAGGCAGCGCCAUCAGCGAAUGGGGCAAGUUCUUCAUCGAAGGUGGUAAGAAGCUAGGAAGGACGUUUACUAUCAUCGACGACGAUCUUCAAAAGAAGGGCAUGGAAGAAGCAGGGUUUGUCGACAUAGGUACUUGGGAUUUCAAGGCUCCUGUCGGCUCCUGGCCCAAAGACCCAAAGUUGCAAGAGAUUGGCAAAUUUGGGCACGCUGCAAUGGAUCAGGACUUGGAGGGAUUUGUCCUUUAUAUGGCUAGUUUUGUUCUGGGCUGGUCACAGGAGGAGGUGCUGGUGUAUUGCUCUCAGUUACGACGCGAGUUGCGAAACCCAAGACAUCACCCGUAUUGUCGGAUGAGAAUUGUGUAUGGAAGGAAACCUGAGUAG